Molecule: messenger RNA, 606 nt
Organism: Cotesia congregata
Lineage: Eukaryota; Metazoa; Arthropoda; Insecta; Hymenoptera; Braconidae
Source: the annotation of a GenBank genome assembly
AAUAAAAUGGCGGAAAAAACAAAGACUACUAGUCAUGUGAAGCAUGUGCCUAAGGAUGCACAGGUUAUAAUGUCAAUAAUUAAGGACAUGGGGAUUGAACAAUAUGAACAAAAAGUUAUUAAUCAACUACUUGAAUUUACUUACCGCUAUAUCACAUGUACCCUGGAUGACAGUAGGAUCUACGCUAGCCAUGCGAAAAAGAAAUUUAUUGACCUGGAUGACGUUAGAUUGGCUGUCAAGAUGCAGCUGGAGAAAACGUUCACCAAUCCACCGCCGAGAGACGUUUUGCUGGAGGUUGCUAGAGCUAAGAAUAAUAUUGCGUUGCCAUUUGUCAAGCCUAAUAAUGGACUCAGGUUGCCGCCAGAUCGUUACUGUUUGAUAGCAGCUAAUUAUAAGUUGAAGCCUACCAUAAAGAAACCUAUUGGUAAGCCGAUUCACGCGAUAGUCGGCAAUAAUUUGGUCAGUGGGCAGUCCAGAGUUAGAGUUGAUGCCAAUAAAACUGUUAAACCUAAAAUCCCAAUAGUGACCAACCAACCAAUGUCUUCUACUUCUAUGGAUGAUAGCUUAAAAAGAAAACGAGAAGACGACGAACACGAAAUUCCAUAA